AUGAUAUACCUUACUCUGAUCGCUAGGGUAGCCGAUGGGCUCCCACUUGCAGCAACUAUUCAGGAUGAUGACCAACUAAAUCGUGAAAUAUUCCAGUAUCAAAAUCAAGCAAAGGCACUCGUUUGUCGUAUGACUCCUACCUCUCCUUCUAGAUGCUCACUUAUUGCUGGUCCUUACUUGUUUCAUUAUCUGCUGGAUCGUGGUGUUUGUUACAUUAUUCUUACAGACUCACAGUUCAGUCGUACAAAAGCCUUUGCAUUUUUAGAGGCUAUACAAACAGAAUUUUAUGGCAAAUACUACCAACAAAUACAAACAGUUUCAAGACCUUACGCAUUUCUUGAUUUUGAUCACGUCAUACACAAAACUCAAAAAAUCUAUAGUGAUAGUCGGUCAUCCAAUCUUAGUCAAUUGAACGUAGCAUUACAAGACGUGCAAAGAAUCAUGGUACAGAAUAUUGAUGAUGUAUUACAACGUGGUGAAGCACUUUCAACCUUAGACUCUCGAGCAUCCAACUUGUCUACUAUGUCCAAGAAAUACCGUCAAGAUGCCCACUCACUCAACCUUCAAUCGGCCUACGUUAAAUACAUAUUGUUUUGCAUCUUGUUAUUAGUAGUUUUCACAUAUUUUUAUAUUCGGUUUCUGUGA
Messenger RNA from Schistosoma spindalis, 645 nucleotides. The record is from the annotation of a GenBank genome assembly. NCBI's taxonomy places the organism in Eukaryota, Metazoa, Platyhelminthes, Trematoda, Strigeidida, Schistosomatidae.